AUGGCCAGUAAUAUCUUGUCUGUGUUCAAUCCACCGCCACAAAGAGAAUUGACAGAUGAGGAAACGAAAGACUGUAUUCCUUGCCAGAUCAUGAGCACGAUGUUUAGUUUAGGAUUUGGUGGAUAUCUAGCUCUGGGUAAACCCUUUGAGUACUCAGAUAAAGAGAAGAAAAGAGGCAUCUCAUUAGAGAAAUUUCAAGAGCUCAACCCAAGAUGGUGGCGUGCCAGUCUCAGAGGUUUGGGCGGUGCUCUGAUGGUAUUUGGAGUGGUAAGGGGGACAGAAAAAUGGCUGUGGAACUCGAAUACGGGCAAAAAAUAA
Lachancea lanzarotensis is the source of this 318-nucleotide messenger RNA. It is a transcript of the gene DMO2, whose product is annotated as LALA0S05e08526g1_1. The record is from RefSeq and is a predicted model, not a curated record. The coding region runs from base 1 to 318 and encodes 105 amino acids. The transcript has a single exon. NCBI's taxonomy places the organism in Eukaryota, Fungi, Ascomycota, Saccharomycetes, Saccharomycetales, Saccharomycetaceae.